Scomber japonicus (chub mackerel) is the source of this 5946-nucleotide messenger RNA. It is a transcript of the gene tdrd15, whose product is annotated as tudor domain containing 15. The record is from RefSeq and is a predicted model, not a curated record. Bases 1 to 5946 code for a protein of 1981 amino acids. The transcript is spliced from 5 exons. Lineage: Eukaryota; Metazoa; Chordata; Actinopteri; Scombriformes; Scombridae.
AUGGGUUCUGCUCAUGAUUCGGUCAUCGCUGAUCCUACUGCCAUGCUGUCAAUGAUGGGCUGUGAAUAUCAAAAGUCUAAGGAUUCAGGUCCAUCUGGACCUCGGGCCCUUUGGCCAGUGGACCUCAAGUUAACUCACCUGGACUGGAACCCUGAAGCUACCCUGAUACACUUCCAGGCCCAGUACCUGACCAUAUGUGAACUCGACUACAACAUCUUACAGGGAGAAAUGCAGAACAUACCAAAGACUAAAGCUGCAGUGAAUAUCGGAGAGUUUUGCCUCGUAGAAGAUUUGACUUCAGCCCGCUGGUACAGAGGAAGAGUUCAGAACCGAAGAGAGGACUUGUUCGAUGUGUUCCUCAUAGAUCACGGCAAUGUCCUGAGUGUUGACGCUGACCACGUUUCUUCCUGUUCAAACGAUCUGUUCAUUCUGCCUCCCAAGAUAGUCUGUGGAUUUCUUGCCAAUGUGCUGCUGCUUCAAGGCUCUUCCUCUUCUGUAGUGGAUGAUUACCUCUCAUGCCUGAUUGGAAAGGAUGUCACAGGUUACAUCCAAGCCCUCCUGCCCCACAAAGUCCUCUUACUGGAAGCCCCUGACAUCAACGAAAACCUUGUCAGACAUGGUUUUGGGAGGCACGUGGACACAGACACUUUCCUCCUCUUGGCUGAGAUGCUCAUGGAAGUGCCACUCAAACAAAAUAUAGAUCCGGUUCCUGACUUACUCAUUGAAAAGCAAAGGGGACAAGAAUAUUGUUUCAAAUCUGGAUUGCAGGGAUAUGAAGAAAUUCUGUCUUUUUGUGGACCCAAAUUGAGUUGUGGGACACGAGCUAAAGUGCGAGUAACUGCUGCUGUUAGCCCUGGCCUGCUUUACUGCCAGAUGGUUAGUAUGGAAACAGACCUUAGGGAAAUGUCAAAGAAGCUGGCUGACAUUUGUGAGUACAGAACUAAAGAUUACCAUCACAAGACUCCAGAAAACCUUGGUCUUCUCUGCUCAGUUAAAGGCAAAGAUGGGAACUGGUACAGAGGCUUUGUGCAGUUUCUCCCAGUAAACUCUCAAGUGCGAGUGUUGUUCAUUGAUUACGGAUUCUACGAAUCUGUAAAAGUUGAGAAUGUUCACAGGUUGCCACCUGAUUUCUAUUCAGCCCCCAUCAUGGCAUUCCCGUGCUCACUCUCCACCCUGAAUGUUCAGGAUGAGGCCGUCAAAACUCAGCAGUUGAGUUUCCUCAAGGCAGGCUUGCUCGGAAGAGUAUUGGAUGUGGAGAUAAGUCAUUUUGAGGAAAAGCAGCAUCUGUACUCUAUCACGGUAGUCAGUGCUCAAGAUAAUCAUGUGAAGGAACCAGAGCCUGUGCAGCAGCUUGCCAGAAAGAAGGUGGAGUCCAAGUUUGAGACAGAAGAAGUGUCAGUUCAGGGUGGCUAUUUAUUCUGUGACACAAUCAUUUGUGAGGCAUUUGAUAAAACCCUGGAAGAAGAGGAGGUGCAGGAGGGCUCAGUGUUUGUGGGCUACGUUGAGCAUGUCCAAAAUCCUAACCACUUCUGGAUCAGAACACAGAAACGCAAUGAUGAGUUUGAAGAAAUGAUGACACAAUUGUCAGAUCACUUUAGUGACGUGAAGCUGGAUGAAGACAUACUGGUGAAUCCUGAUCUUGGAACAAUGUGCUGUGCAGUGUAUGAGGAAGACAUGCAUUUCUACAGGGGUGUAGUGAUUGACACACUGGAGCAUGGAGCUGAAGUCCUUUUUGUUGACUUUGGGAACAUUGAGAAAGUGCCACAUAUGUUGAUCAAGAAAAUACCUGAGACAUUUUCCAGCAAAUCAGCGUUUGCCAUCUGCUGUACUCUUGUAAAUGUUGUUCCUUCGGAUGAAGUCUGGACCAGCACCGCCUCUGACUUUUUCAGACGAGCCGUGUCAAACAAAGCCCUGCUAGUCCAUGUUGUCCAGAUGAGAAAAAACAAAUUUGUUGUUGAUCUCUUUGAGAUGGGAAGUGACAACAGUCAGAGUAUCAGUGAGUUGUUGAUCUCUUCAAAACAAGCUGAAUACUGGAACAACAUUCGUAUAGGGGCUAUGGUGCAAAAGAAAACUGAGGAGACAGAUAAAACAACAAGAGCCUUAAGGUAUUGUGUAACCACAGACAUCAGUGAGAAUACCAUAUGGGAUGAUUUUGGGCAGAUUGAGAACACAGACCAAAAUGAAAUCAAGAAGGCCCAAGUAGCUGCCAGCUUCAAAGCUUUAAGCGUCAAGCCAGGUUGUGAGUUCGCUGUGUGUUGCUCCUACAUUAUCUCCCCAUCAGAGUUUUGGUGCCAGCCUCUAGAUAAGGUUCUGGCUUUGGAGGAACUGAUGAGCAAAAUUCAGCAGUAUUACACGACUCACACAGUCCCCCUCCAGUCUGGGGAAUCAUGUUGUGUUGCCAACUCACCCCUGGAUGGAAGAUGGUACAGAGCCUUCAUCACAGAUAGACAGAAAUACCAUGUCAAAGUGAUAUUGGUUGACUAUGGCAUGACCAUCCAACUCAAGGAGCAUAAUCUUCAGACCAUAAUGCCAGAAUUUGUCGAUCUGGAAGGACAAGCUUUCAGGUGCAGCCUUUACAACCUCAUUGAACCUGUUGAAACCAAGAGCUGUGGCGAGUGGAAUCCAGAGGUGUGCAUCUCUCUCAAAGCAUUUGCCAAUAGCACUGGCCAUCUAAGAUGUAAAGUUGUCUCUCAGUUGACUGUGAAAAACAAAGAACUGUACAAUGUUGUGGACCUCUGCAACACUCAAACUCAGCAGAGCAUAACAAAAGUGCUUGUGAAACAGGGCAUGGCAAGAGAAGCAACAGUCUCAACAAAGCAACUGUCAACAGUGUCUCCUGAGUCUUUUGUCUACUCUUCAUUCGACCUAGACAUCAAAAGCCAAGAAAAAACCUAUGUCACAUUUGUUAGCAGCCACUGGGAAGUCUACUGCCACCUUGAGAGAAACACUGAGCUAAUCGAAGAGCUUGGAGAGAAAAUCUUAGAGGAGAGUGAGAAAAUGAAGCAAGCCAGUAGGAGAGCUGUUGUAAGGAAGCUGUGCCUGGCAAAAUACUUGGAUGGGAUAUGGUACAGGGGCUUGGCACAUCCUGUUGAGUCACCUCUGCAUCUCAGUGUAUUCUUUGUGGAUUAUGGGAACACAAUCAUAUCUGAGAAAACCCAUGUCAUGUUUAUCCGCAGAGACUCUGCUGAUUUAUUGUACACACCCGUGCAAGCUCUGAAAUUUAACCUGGCUUCAGUGUCCAAGGAAGAGCACUAUGCAGAUGUCAAGGAAUGGCUUGAUGGAGCCAUACUCAACAAGCAAGUGAGAGCUGUCAUUGUUGGAAAGAGUGACGAUGGGUCAUUUGAUGUUGAACUGUAUGAUGGAGAGGUUAACAUCAAUGAGAAGGUAAAGGAGCUCAUUCUCAGUUGUUCACCCAAACCACAGACGGUUGUGAGUUUAAACGCAAGCAGUACAAAGAGAAAAUGUAAAUGUACUCACCACAAAACAGGCAUGAGGACUCCAGUCAAGUCCAAGAGUCAACUGAAAGAGCCGUCUUCACAGUCUCCCAGAUUCAACUUCCAAAGAGGAGUUGGGAGUUCACCUUUCAAAAGGAAAGAAAACAUAAAAACCUGUGUGAAAGCUCAGAACUCAAAAGUGAAAAAUCAAAUGGAGCUCCAUGAUACAAACACUAAAAAUACAGAGAGCUGUAUCCCUCAUCAACACACUCCAGAAAAACAACAAAGGGAGAACCAUGAUGCAAAGACAGAACAGCCUGAACACACUGAGGAAACUGAGAUUCCUCAGCUCUCAUAUUUGCCCGACAUAAAAGUGAGCAUGGGCAUUAGGGCAAAGUGUUUUGUCUCCCACAUUGACUCGGUAGACAGAUUUUUCCUUCAGCUUUCAGACGAUGAACCUGCCAUCUUGAAAAUGGGUGAAGAUCUCAACUCAAGCGUCUCCAGAGAGUCCUUGAAGACUAUCCCAUCUUUGAGAAUCAAUGACCUUGUUCUGGCAGAGUAUGAGGAGGACGGUGCUCUGUAUCGUUCAGUCGUGAAGGACCAUGAAGGGACCUGUUUCACAGUGGAGUUUGUGGACUAUGGAAACUCAGCAGUCAUUGGUAAGGAGAAGAUCUACUCAGUACCACAGGAGUAUCUCUCUCAGCCAAGAUUAAGCAUAUCAUGUUCCCUGCUGGACACAAGCACUUACAAAAAUGAUACGUCUUUCAUUGAUGCUGUAAUGGAGAAGCCUCUCAUGGUUGACUUUGUCCAUCAAUAUGGAUCUCAUUGGCAAGUCAAGGUUGAGGUUCUUGGUGAAGCAGUUGGUCUUCCAACAGCACUUGAAGCAGCUGUUGAAACUAGUGCUGCAACUAAAACUAAAGAAGAAACUUCUGCAAGUUCAUCUGAAAUAGACGAGAAGGUGAGAUCCUGUGAACAGACCUCCCUCAAAGUUAGAGAGGAGAAAACAAGAAGUAAAUCUGAAGCUAGGACUGUUGAAGGUGAAAAACUCUCACUCAAACCAUCACCUGUCUCACUGUCAACCAAACUGAAGAUAAAAUCCUGCAGGGUCUAUGGCAAAACACUAACCAGAAAUAAGAGUGAUUCUAAGAAGAUUCAAAGGAAAACCUCAAACUCACCUGUCAAAGUGAAGAAUGAUUGUGCAGAAAAAGUCAUAACUUCAAUUGUUCAAGCUAAAGACACAGAGAAUGGUGUUGUUCUGUCAGUCUUGAGUAAUGGACAUUUUUAUGUAAGGCUAAAUAAGACCAGUGACAAACUUGCUGCAUUGGAAAGUCGCAUCGCUGUGAACCUACACAGGUGUGACAUUGUGGCUGAAGAGGAUAUGAAACAAGGCCUCAAGUGCUUAGUUCAGGUAGACAAAGACAGCCAGUGGAAGAGGGCUGUUGUUCAGCAUGUAGGUCAGGACAAAUGCCAGGUUCUCCUGGUGGAUCAUGGACUAACAAAAGAAAUCCCAACUGGCUCCAUCCGACGACAGUGCAGUGACAUGACAAAAAUCCCGAACCUUGCAGUGUUGUGCAAGAUGAACUGCCUUGGGUUCAGUGAAGGAGGAGAUACCAACAAAUGGUCCUGUGAGAUUCUCAAACCAAUGAUAGAUCAAGAAGUCAAGCUGGUGUUUGUGUGUUACUCAAAAGUCGAUCAACUGUGGAUGGUUGAAAUAGUCAUGAAUGGACUGUUCUUCAUUAAUCAUAUCACAUCAAUCACAUCUCUAGCAGAAACCCAAAAUAUGGCAGCAGAAGAACUUACCCUGGUCACAAGCCCUCCUCAGCUCACCUUUGCUCCGAUCCACAUAGACAAAGCAUAUUCUGGCAUUGCUGCUGCAGUUGCUACACCUUUCGAGUUUUGCGUUGUUCUGGAAGACUUGCUUCUGGUCAUGAACAAAGUGUCCGUCAUGUUGGACGACCUCCCUGGGAAGAUGCCCCCUCUUCCUGAAGCCCACCUCAUCCCUGGCGCCUGCUGCAUGUUGAAAUCAGACACCAAGAACAAAUGGUGCAGGGCUGAGAUUAUACAUGCCGACACCACAAUAGUCUUAAACCUGGCAGAUUACGGCCAUUGUGAAUGUGUGCCAUAUGUUGAUACCUCCAAGUUGAAGAAGCUUCCGGAUGAGCUGAUAAAACUCCCGAAAAUGACGUACCCCUGCAUCCUGAGAGGGGUGAAGCCAGUUGGAUUGGACGGGCAGUGGACGGAUGAGGCUGCGGUCUUCUUUCAGCAGUGUCUGUACCAGAGGAACCUUCAGAUCUUCUUCAGAGAGUUCGUAUCAAACACGAACUGGAAGGUGGACGUUCUGGCAAAUGGCGUCCAUGUGGCCAAGAAGCUGGUGGAUGCUGGACACGCCAGUUACAUCGACGUCAUGCUAGGACUGAGGUUCCAGGAGCAGAGCCUCAGUAAAGCCCGACCUCCAGCACCUGACAGUGAGGAAGAGUGUGGACCUGACGAUGAAGGCUUGGACAGGAACUGA